This is a messenger RNA of Haemonchus placei, 549 nucleotides long. Lineage: Eukaryota; Metazoa; Nematoda; Chromadorea; Rhabditida; Trichostrongylidae. The record is from the annotation of a GenBank genome assembly.
AUGAGCUUCGUUUAUCGUAAGUGCAAACUAGGAGCUGCCGCCACCUCAUACUGCUGGUCGGUGGGAGAUUCUUGUUUGGCGCGGUAUAGUGAGGACGAUCUCUAUUACCCUGCCAAAAUUGAAGAGAUACGCGAGGAAAAACCCGAUCAACCGGGAUACCUAGUUCGCUACGAAGGUUAUGGUAACACCGAUUGGGUAUCUGUCGACGAUAUUGUCCCUGCAACAUCUGACGAUGGUUCACAAGAGGAUGGCAAUGUUAACAUGGAUAGCGCACCUGAGAAUACCCCAGUAAAACGGCAUGCAGUGAAGGCCUCGAAAUCAAAAAAAGGGCGGACAUCUCGAAAGGAGUCCAGUACCUCGGGACGAUUGCUUGCUGAUCGGCCUCAUCCAACUAUCCCCUCGAUUGCUCCGCCUCCACCCAGUGUGCUAGCUGGACUUUCUGUGCCGGACGAAGCUGAAGCCUUGUCAAGCAUGCUCAUGAGUUGGUACAUGAGCGGUUACCAUACGGGAUACUAUCAGGCGGUGAAAGACUUGAGCUCCAAGAAAUGA